This is a messenger RNA of Loxodonta africana (African savanna elephant), 18733 nucleotides long. It is a transcript of the gene NCOR1, whose product is annotated as nuclear receptor corepressor 1. The coding region runs from base 193 to 7758 and encodes 2521 amino acids. Lineage: Eukaryota; Metazoa; Chordata; Mammalia; Proboscidea; Elephantidae. The transcript is spliced from 48 exons. Gene Ontology annotation, molecular function: transcription corepressor activity; nuclear thyroid hormone receptor binding. Gene Ontology annotation, biological process: negative regulation of transcription by RNA polymerase II. Gene Ontology annotation, cellular component: chromatin. The record is from RefSeq and is a predicted model, not a curated record.
CGCCUGGACUGAGCGCCCGGCUCGGCUGUGGGAACGCGGUCCCGGGGCGAGGACGCGCGCUCGGGCCUCGUCGUGCUCCUCAGGCCGGGGGCGCGCCGGCCCUCAGGCUCCGCCAGCUCCCGGUGGUUUCCUAGAAAAAUGAUUAUUUGUUGCAUUUGAACUCACAGCCUGGUGAGGACUUCUUUACUGAUAAUGUCAAGUUCAGGUUAUCCUCCCAACCAAGGAGCAUUCAGCACAGAACAAAGUCGUUAUCCUCCCCACUCCGUCCAGUACACCUUUCCCAGCACUCGUCACCAGCAGGAAUUUGCGGUCCCUGAUUAUCGUUCUUCUCACCUUGAAGUCGGCCAGGCGUCGCAGCUGUUACAGCAGCAGCAGCAGCUGCGCCGAAGACCCUCCUUGCUUUCGGAAUUCCACCCAGGUUCUGAGAGGCCUCAAGAAAGGAGAACUGGAUAUGAACAGUUUCACCCAGGCCCAUCCCAGGUGGAUCAUGAUUCACUGGAGUCUAAGCGCCCACGUCUGGAGCAGGUUUCUGAUGCCCACUUUCAGCGUGUCAGUACGGCUGUCUUACCUUUAGUGCACACGCUGCCAGAAGGGUUGAGGUCUUCUGCAGACGCUAAGAAGGAUCCAGCAUUUGGAGGCAAACAUGAAGCUCCAUCCUCUCCACUUUCUGGGCAGCCAUGUGGAGAUGACCAAAAUGCUUCACCUUCCAAACUUUCAAAGGAAGAGCUAAUACAGAGUAUGGAUCGUGUAGAUCGAGAAAUCGCAAAAGUAGAGCAGCAGAUCCUUAAACUGAAAAAGAAGCAACAACAGCUCGAAGAAGAAGCAGCUAAACCUCCGGAGCCCGAGAAGCCUGUGUCCCCUCCUCCAGUGGAGCAGAAGCACCGCAGUAUUGUCCAAAUUAUUUAUGAUGAGAAUCGGAAAAAAGCAGAAGAAGCUCAUAAAAUUUUUGAAGGUCUUGGCCCAAAAGUUGAACUGCCACUCUAUAACCAGCCAUCAGAUACCAAGGUGUACCAUGAGAACAUCAAGACUGGAGUACCUGCAAGGCGCAUGAUGAAAAACCAGGUGAUGAGGAAAAAACUCAUUUUAUUUUUUAAAAGAAGAAAUCAUGCAAGAAAACAAAGGGAACAAAAAAUCUGCCAGCGUUAUGAUCAGCUCAUGGAGGCAUGGGAGAAAAAAGUGGACAGAAUAGAAAAUAAUCCUCGGAGGAAAGCUAAAGAGAGCAAAACAAGGGAGUACUAUGAAAAGCAGUUUCCAGAAAUUCGAAAACAAAGAGAACAGCAAGAGAGAUUUCAACGAGUUGGGCAGAGGGGAGCUGGUCUCUCAGCCACCAUUGCUAGGAGUGAGCAUGAGAUUUCUGAAAUUAUCGAUGGGCUUUCUGAGCAGGAGAAUAAUGAGAAACAAAUGCGGCAGCUCUCUGUAAUCCCACCCAUGAUGUUUGAUGCAGAACAAAGACGAGUCAAGUUCAUUAACAUGAAUGGGCUUAUGGAGGACCCAAUGAAGGUCUAUAAAGAUAGGCAGUUUAUGAAUGUUUGGACUGACCAUGAGAAGGAGAUCUUUAAGGACAAGUUUAUCCAGCAUCCAAAAAACUUUGGUCUAAUUGCAUCCUACUUAGAAAGGAAGAGUGUUUCUGAUUGUGUUUUAUAUUACUACUUGACCAAGAAAAAUGCACAUUAUAAAGCUCUAGUAAGAAGGAAUUAUGGAAAACGCAGAGGAAGAAAUCAGCAGCAAAUUGCCCGACCCUCACAAGAAGAGAAAGUAGAAGAAAAAGAAGAGGAUAAAGCAGAAAAAACAGAAAAAAAGGAAGAGGAAAAGAAAGAUGAAGAAGAAAAAGAUGACAAGGAAGACUCUAAAGAAAAUACCAAGGAAAGGGACAAGACAGAAGGUACAGCAGAAGAACCUGAGGAGAGGGAGCAGGCCACUCCGCGGGGGCGCAAGACUGCCAACAGCCAGGGCCGCCGUAAGGGCCGGAUCACCAGGUCCAUGACAAACGAAGCUGCAGCUGCCAGCGCCGCAGCUGCCGCCGCCACCGAAGAGCCUCCAGCUCCUCUGCCACCCCCCCCAGAACCCAUUUCUACAGAGCCCGUGGAGACCUCUCGAUGGACAGAAGAAGAAAUGGAAGUUGCUAAAAAAGGUCUAGUUGAACAUGGUCGUAACUGGGCAGCAAUUGCCAAAAUGGUGGGAACAAAAAGUGAAGCUCAGUGUAAAAACUUCUAUUUUAACUACAAAAGGCGACACAAUCUUGACAACCUCUUGCAGCAGCAUAAACAGAAAACAUCACGAAAGCCUCGUGAAGAGCGAGAUGUGUCUCAGUGUGAGAGUGUAGCUUCCACUGUUUCUGCUCAGGAAGAUGAAGAUAUUGAAGCUUCUAAUGAAGAAGAAAAUCCAGAAGAUAGUGAAGGUGCUGAAAAUAGUUCUGAUACAGAAAGUGCUCCUUCACCGGUUGAAGCCGUCAAGCCCAGUGAAGAUAGCGCAGAAAACGGUACUUCUCGAGGAAACACCGAACCUGUGGCUGAGCCCCAAUCCAACUCUGAAACUGCACCAAGUACAUCUCCCUCACCAGCAGGCCCAAGUGUGAAACAUGCUGAAAACGAAAGUACGGAGACCCAGGCAAAUGACGUCAAUGUUGAAACAGCAGAACCCAUGGACGUAGAUCAUCGGGAGCACAGUGCCGAAGUGAGUUCUGUCCUUGAUCUCCCAGCAGCAACCAAAGCUGACUCUGUAGAUGCUGAAAUGAGGGUACCGGGAAACGGUGCAGCUCAAGUUGAAGGUGAUACCAAAGAAAGAGCCUUGGAGAGAGCCAGCGAGAAGGGCGAGCCUGGAGGUGAAGAUCUGGUUGUGGCUCAGCAGGUCACUGCCCAGCGGCCUGAGCACCAGUCAGACAACGAUUCCAGUGCCACCUGCAGUGCUGACGAAGAUGUGGAUGGAGAGCCUGAGAGGCAGAGGAUGUUUCCUAUGGACUCAAAGUCUUCAUUGUUAAAUCCCACUGGAUCUAUACUGGUUUCAUCCCCAAUAAAACCAAAUCCAUUGGACCUGCAGCAGCUUCAACAUCGAGCUGCUGUUAUCCCACCAAUGGUUUCCUGCACCCCAUGUAAUAUACCACUUGGAACCCCAGUGAGUGGCUAUGCUCUUUACCAGCGACACAUUAAAGCAAUGCAUGAGUCGGCUCUCCUCGAGGAGCAGCGGCAGAGGCAAGAGCAGAUGGAUUUGGAGUGCAGAAGUUCUACCAGUCCAUGUGGCACUGCCAAGAGUCCCAACAGAGACUGGGAAGGAAAAUCAGUCGCCUAUAUGCCUUAUGCUGAGGUCAGACGUGCCCUAGAACAGGAAGCACAGACGCACAGUACAGCAGCAAGGUCAGCCUCACCGUGUAGGCCCUCUGCGAGAGAAGUCAGUAAAGCCGCUCCACAGCCCGAUAGGAGUGCAGCCCGCUGUAGUGUCCCGCCAGUGCUCCAGCCUGCUGCACAUCAAGUGAUAACUAAUCUUCCCGAAGGGGUUCGGCUUCCAACAACUCGGCCAACCAGGCCGCCGCCUCCUCUCAUCCCAUCAUCCAAAACCACAGUGGCUUCAGAAAAACCGUCCUUUAUAAUGGGAGGCUCCAUCUCACAGGGAACACCUGGCACAUAUUUGACCUCUCACAACCAGGCUUCCUACACUCAAGAAACAGCUAAGCCCUCAGUGGGGUCUAUAUCUCUUGGGCUACCACGGCAACAGGAACCUGCCAAAUCAGCUACUGUGCCCUACAUCAAGCAAGAAGAAUUUUCUCCCCGAAGCCAAAACUCACAACCAGAGGGUCUACUGGUCAGGGCCCAGCAUGAAGGUGUGGUCAGAGGUACCACUGGAGCCAUCCAAGAGGGAAGUAUAACUCGAGGUACCCCGACCAGCAAAAUAUCAGUGGAAGGUAUCCCCUCCCUGCGGGGCUCCAUCACUCAGGGCACCCCAGCUCUGUCCCAGGCUGGCAUACCAACUGAGGCUUUGGUGAAGGGAUCCAUUUCUAGAAUGCCUAUUGAAGAGAACAGUCCUGAGAAAGGCAGAGAGGAAGCUGCAUCCAAAGGCCAUGUUAUUUAUGAAGGCAAAAGUGGACACAUCUUAUCCUACGAUAAUAUUAAGAAUGCCAGAGAAGGGACUCGGAGUCCAAGAACAGCUCAUGAAAUCAGUUUAAAGCGAAGCUAUGAAUCUGUGGAAGGAAAUACAAAACAAGGGAUGUCGAUGAGGGAGUCUCCUGUGUCAGCACCUUUAGAGGGGCUGAUAUGCCGAGCGUUGCCCCGGGGGAGCCCUCAUCCUGACCUCAAAGAUAGGACUGUGCUGUCUGGUUCCAUCAUGCAGGGCACACCACGAGCAACAGCUGAAAGCUUUGAAGAUGGCCUUAAAUAUCCCAAGCAGAUUAAGAGGGAGAGUCCUCCCAUACGAGCGUUUGAAGGCGCCAUUACCAAAGGAAAACCAUACGAUGGCAUUACUACCAUCAAAGAAAUGGGGCGUUCCAUUCAUGAGAUUCCACGGCAAGAUAUUCUAACUCAGGAAAGCCGAAAGACUCCAGAAGUGGUCCAAAGCACAAGGCCGAUAAUUGAGGGUUCCAUCUCCCAGGGUACACCGAUAAAGUAUGACAGCAACUCAGGUCAAUCCGCCAUCAAACACAAUGUCAAAUCCUUAAUCACAGGACCUAGUAAACUAGCCCGUGGAAUGCCUCCACUGGAAAGUGUACCAGAGAACAUAAAAGUGAUAGAACGGGGAAAGUACGAGGACGUGAAGGCAGGCGAGCCCGUGCGUUCCCGGCACACGUCGGUGGUAAGCUCCGGCCCUUCCGUUCUUAGGUCAACACUUCACGAAGCUCCCAAAGCACAGCUGAGCCCAGGGAUUUAUGAGGAUACCAGUGCCCGGAGGACACCUGUGAGCUAUCCAAGCACCAUGUCCAGAGGCUCACCCAUGAUGAGUAGAACCUCUGAUGUUACAGUUUCUUCCAGCAAGUCUACCAGUCAUGAAAGAAAAUCUACACUUACCCCUACCCAGAGGGAAAGCCUAGCAGCCAAGUCUCCAGUUCCUGGGGUGGAUCCUGUAGUAAGCCACAGCCCUUUCGAUCCCCAUCACAGGGGCAACGGGGCAGGAGAGGUCUAUCGGAGCCAUCUUCCCACACACUUGGACCCAGCAAUGCCGUUUCACAGGGCUCUGGAUCCUGCAGCCGCUGCUUACCUGUUUCAAAGACAGCUUUCACCAACCCCAGGCUACCCAAGUCAGUAUCAGCUUUAUGCCAUGGAGAACACAAGACAGACAAUCCUAAAUGAUUACAUUACCUCACAGCAGAUGCAAGUUAACUUGCGCCCAGAUGUAGCCAGAGGACUCUCCCCAAGAGAGCAGCAACUGGGUCUUCCAUACCCAGCAACAAGAGGAAUCAUUGACCUGACCAAUAUGCCUCCAACAAUUUUAGUGCCUCAUCCAGGGGGAACGAGCACUCCUCCCAUGGACAGAAUCACUUAUAUUCCUGGUACACAGAUUAGUUUCCCUCCCAGGCCAUACAAUUCUGCUUCUGUGUCUCCAGGACACACAGCACACCUUGCAGCAGCUGCAAGUGCUGAACGAGAACGUGAAAGAGAGCGGGAGAAGGAACGGGAAAGGGAGCGGGAACGAGAGCGAGAGCGAAUUGCUGCAGUUUCUUCAGACCUCUACCUUCGGUCAGGCUCAGAACAGCCUGGUAGGCCUGGUAGUCAUGGGUAUGUUCGUUCUCCUUCCCCCUCGGUAAGAACUCAGGAGGCCAUGUUGCAGCAGAGACCCAGCGUUUUCCAGGGAACCAACGGAACCAGUGUGAUCACUCCUCUGGAUCCAACUGCUCAGUUACGGAUCAUGCCGCUGCCUGCUGGAGGUCCUUCGAUAAGCCAAGGCCUGCCAGCCUCCCGUUACAACACUGCUGCGGAUGCCUUGGCUGCUCUUGUGGACGCUGCAGCUUCCGCACCCCAGAUGGAUGUUUCCAAAACAAAAGAGAGUAAGCAUGAAGCUGCAAGGUUAGAAGACACUUUGAGAAGCAGGUCAGCAACAGUUAGUGAGCAGCAGCAGCUAGAGCAGAAGACCCUGGAGGUGGAGAAGAGAUCUGUCCAGUGUCUGUAUACUUCCUCAGCCUUUCCCAGUGGCAAGCCCCAGCCGCACUCUUCGGUAGUUUAUUCUGAGGCUGGGAAAGAUAAAGGGCCUCCUCCAAAAUCCAGAUAUGAGGAAGAGCUAAGGACCCGAGGGAAGACUACCAUUACUGCAGCAAACUUCAUAGACGUGAUCAUCACCCGGCAGAUUGCCUCGGACAAGGACGCGAGGGAACGUGGCUCUCAAAGUUCAGACUCUUCUAGUAGCUUAUCUUCUCACCGGUAUGAAACACCUAAUGAUGCCAUUGAGGUGAUAAGUCCUGCCAGUUCACCUGCACCACCCCAGGAGAAGCUGCAGGCCUAUCAAGCAGAGGUGGUUAAGACAAGUCCAGCAGAAACUGAUCCCAGCAGACAGUACGAAGGACCAUUGCACCACUACCGACCACAGCAGGAAUCACCGCCUCCCCAGCAGCAGCUGCCAUCCUCUUCACCGGCAGAGGGCGCAGGGCAGGUGCCCAGGACCCACCGACUCAUCACCCUGGCUGACCACAUCUGCCAAAUUAUCACACAAGACCUGGUUAGAAAUCCAGGCUCCGCACAGCCCCCCCAGCAGCCUCCCGCCUCCACAUUCCAAAAUGCACCAUCCGCUUUGGUGUCUGCACCUGUGAGGGCUAAGACAUCAAAUCGCUACAGCCCAGAUUCUCAGUCGCAGUCCGUCCACCAUCAAAGACCAGGCUCAAGGCUCUCUCCAGAAAAUCUUGUGGACAAAUCCAGGGGAAGGCCUGGAAAAUCCCCAGAGAGGAGUCACGUCUCUUCAGAGACCUACGAGCCCAUCUCCCCACCCCAGGUUCCAGUUGUGCAUGAGAAACAGGACAGCAUGCUGCUGUUGUCUCAGCGAGGAGCAGAGUCCACGGAGCAGAGGAAUGAUUCCCGCUCGCCAGCAAGUAUAAGCUACUUGCCGUCGUUCUUCACCAAGCUUGAAAACACUUCACCCAUGGUUAAAUCAAAGAAGCAGGAAAUUUUUCGUAAGUUGAACUCCUCUGGUGGAGGUGACUCUGAUAUGGCAGCUGCUCAGCCAGGAACUGAGAUCUUUAAUUUGCCAGCAGUCACCGCCUCAGGUUCAGUAACCUCUAGAGGUCAUUCUUUUGCUGACCCUGCUGGUAAUCUCGGUCUAGAAGACAUUAUCAGGAAGGCUCUCAUGGGCAGCUUUGAUAACAAAGUGGAUGAUCACGGAAUUGUCAUGUCCCAGCCUGUGCCUGGUAGUGCUAACACUGCAGUUGUACCCAGUGGAGAGACACGCAGAGAGGAAAGGGACCCAUCACCAAAUUCAGGAGGAGGAGUCUGCAAACCAAAGCUGAUCAGCAAGUCAAACAGCAGGAAAUCUAAGUCUCCUAUCCCUGGGCAAGGCUACCUGGGAACCGAGCGGCCCUCUUCAGUGUCCUCUGUGCAUUCAGAAGGGGACUACCAUCGGCAAACGCCGGGGUGGGCCUGGGAAGACAGGCCCUCUUCAACAGGCUCAACUCAGUUUCCUUAUAACCCUCUGACGAUGAGAAUGCUGAGUAGUACGCCACCCACGUCGAUUGCGUGUGCUCCUCCUCCUGUUAGCCAAGCAGCUAGUCACCAACAGAACAGGAUCUGGGAACGAGAGCCUGCCCCACUGCUCUCAGCACAGUACGAGACGCUGUCGGAUAGUGAUGACUGAACACGGAGAACGAAGGGAGGCGGGGUGCAGGGGAAGGAAGCUCUAGUUUUUGGUGGUUUUAAUUGCAGGCCAAAAACCUCCUAUGACUUGUGCCCAGAGACUUUCCGGGAGAGCCAGGGCCACAGACGAAGAAGAAAUGAUGGAAUUUUAUUUGGAGAGUCAGAUGAGGGGGGUGGGGGGAGCUGCCUUUGAUACAGGCAAUUCAGUGGAUUAUAAUAAUAGUGGAGGGUUGAAAUGCUGAAGAUAUGUAGAGUUUUUAAAAGUGGACAAUUCCCAUUCUUACAUCUGUUUGUAAAAAUCAUAAUGUCUUUAAAUCAUUUUUCUGUAAAUAGAUGACCUUUUUUGCAGUGUUUCCCCUUGCUGUAGUAUGAUAUACUUAUGUUCCAAUCAGCGCGUCAGCCUUUGGGGGUAAAUUUUAAAUAUCUUUUUGUCUUUUUAACCCUUGCCUUCUAAACCUCAUACAGCCCAGUUACAUAAUGUUGGCUGUCACGGGCAUUGUACUUUUAUCUGAUUUUGUUUCCUCUAAAUUCAGUUUCCCAGUGAUGUUUAAAAUCUUGUGAUAUGUUUAGAUUUCUAACACAGACCCUUGACAUAAAAUCUGUACAUUAACAUAUUAGGGUCGAAGGGUAGGAGAAACAAAAUUCUGCCAUACUGUAAAUUUUCGGUGCAGGCUUUUUUUUUUUUUUAAUUAACACUGAAAAAAUAUGACUGCAUGGGUAUGUUACAGCUCAGAUUUUAAAGUUUUAAAGGCUUACUGGAUGCAUACCUCAGUGUUAUGCACACUGGUAAUUUAACCAUGCCUCUAAAUGUCCCUUUUCUCCUGCAUUUGAUGCAGCCCAAUAUAGCUUUUGUUUUGAAAUAAAUUUGACUACCCUGUCCAUAGCUACAGUAGAUUAUGUGUGAUUUAAGGCCUUUGGUGUCUCAGGUUGCAAAGGGGGGCGGGGGAGACCAUUUUCUUCAGUUUGAUGUUAUGUAACUGGUUGGUUUAAAGAUCAUGAUCUGUGUAGAAUCCACUUUAGCUUUAAUGCUUUGUGAACUGUCCUGAACAACAUGCAGGUGAACAUGAGGUCCUUUUCCCACUUCUGCAGGCCAGGCCCUACUCGCUGUUUUUUCCCUUGUAGACAAGAAUUUGCUGUUGGUUGUUUCCAUGUCACUGAUUAUCAAGGUGCAAAUAAUUUAAAAGACUGAAUUUUAAACUAAUUAUGGUACUUGAGGAUUUUAUCCUUAAGAAUUGCUUGCUUGCUUUUAGAUAUUUUUUCACACAACUGAAGCAUAUCCAGUUAUCCUCCCCUAGAUAGUAACGGUUUGGGUCACUGAUGACCGGAAAGGGAAGAAACAGAGGUCUCUCGGGAUGAUACAAAUUCGCACUUCACAGAGCUUUUAAGAAGACCUAAACUUUUUCACAGUAGUACUCAAGCCUCUGAGAAAGCUGCUCUAGGGUCAGCAGCUGACUGAGCGCCUCUCUUGUAAUGACUGCUUUAUGAGCAUCAUCCAAACCUCGUAUCAAAACCCUGUAAUAGUGGUGUGUAAUCCCUGCUGUGGAUGAGCACACAGGGUCAGCACUUUGCCCGGGUAAGUAAUAAGUGACAGUGACAGGGCACAGGCUCGUGUUUUUCUGAAGGUCAACCUUUACUCCAGUGUCUGUGCCGCUCUGGUGCCUGAGGUCCUCAAAAUAAACUUCAGAUCUGGCCUGGGAGUCAGAGUCCCUACUGCUUGGAAAGUUACCAUCACUUUAUUACAAAUAUAUGUUCACAUACACACAUAAUUUUAAUACAGAUGGGAACACUGACUUUUCUACCUCCCGGAAGUUUCUGCUUCAGUUUUUUAAGGUACUGAUGAUAAUUCAGGGUUCACUUAUCAUUUAUAUUGUCAACUGACAGAAAAAGAUGAUGAUGGGUUUUCUAUCACCUUAAGAGGAUCUUAACCUAUUCCAAGUCAGAACAGUUUUUGAGAAAAGGUCAGACGAGAGCUUGACUUGCUCUUUUUGCAUGUCUGCUUGCGGACCCAGGACGAGCUGCUGUCAGUCACCCCCACCCUCGCCACAGCGUGUUACCUCACCCACCAUCACCUGUAGAGAAAGGGGAGGUGAAACCCAGUACAAUUUCCUAGUGUAAAAUAGUGAAACGACAGCAUACUUAGAUGGCUUACCUAUGGAACAAGCCAUCAGGAAGCAGUGGUCCACCUCAACGUAGACGUCAGGCACGGCACUGAGAGUACCUGGUGACUUGCUGACAGUGGCAUGAACCGAGGAAGGCACGACACUCUUUGCAGGCCAGGAUCUCAGUGUUCUGAAGCUACAUGCUUACAACUGAAAAGUUUAUGUUUUAAUUUUGUUAUGUUAAAUGAUGCCUGAAAACUGCAGUGACAUAGUACAGUUCAAAAAUCUACAUCACACUAUCCUGACACGACAGUUCUGGAUUCAGGCCACUCAGUAAAGGGAUCGGUUCUCCUUCUGCUCUGCUGCCUCGUUUUACAAUGGCACGAAUGAACUGUGACGAGACCGCCCAGGUGAAGAGACUGGCUUUCUGAAAACAGUUUUACCAGCACCGGGACCAUAUGCUGAAUCAUUGUGGAGGAUGAAAAUUCUUGAGUGAAAAACCUAACUUUGAGUCAUCCCAACAGAUCAGCUGCAACUGUGAAAAGGUCAAAGUUCUGUUGCAGGAGGUGAGUAGUUGACAUUAGCUUAAAAAGAACAGUAAACUAAGAUUGGGCUGCACUAAGACACAAUCUGAUUUAUAUUACACAGUUGAACUCCCUGCGUUAGACUUGAUUAGAGGAAUUAGCUGGGUAAAUAAGUAAAACCUAGAUAAGCUUAGAAAGACGGAAGAAAUUUAUAUUAGCAAAAUAUAAAAUUUUAGUUUUAGUCUAAUUCCUGAGGAUUUGGACCUCAGGACUUCCAGUACUUUACUUUUAUGAGGUUGCCAAUAAGUUAUUGUUUGUGAGGACCUCACGGAUUACUGCAUACAUACGACAUCGUUGUAAAGUCUCUAGUUUAUUAUGAAAGGAAGUCUUCAGCACGUACAUGGAAACCAGAAACAGGAGUCUAUCAGCCUACUCACACUUCACCCCCGCCGGCCUGCCCGUGUUCUUCAGUGGUACAUUCCUAGAAAAGCUGUCAUUGCCCCUAAGCAGAUGGCUAUUUCGGGCCUGCUGGGUUCUGUGUGUCUUGUAUUGAUACACUCUGAGGCAGGGUGACAAGGCUAUUUCACCACAGCAGUCUGUUCAUUAAAGGUCCCAUGACCAAUCACCUCCUCCCACAGUUAAGAGAGAAUCUCAUUCCCUACUUCACAAAUGAGGAUAGUAUGACCCCAAAACAAAAAGCCGGGACUAGAAUCCAGUCAGUGAUUCUUCCCUUACACCAGUGGUGCACAUGAGAAUGACUGGGGUGGUUUUAAACCCUACACUCACAGGGUCCUGCCCUGUGCAUGCAGCCUGGUAUGCUUGUGUUUAAAGAGCUCCCCAGGUGAUCCUGCUGUGAGGCCUUGUUCGCAAAUGAAGCUGAGUGCUCACGUAGGCGUGAUAAGCAAGACGUUAAGUCGUUUCUUUUUAUCUCCGGUUUUUAUAGUUGCAUGUAACAAGAUACAUCGAGAAACACAGACUUAUUUAUGAACAAAGGGGUGCUGUACUUUCAGGUGCCUGGUUCCCACUUGGAAACUACAUGAUCGAUGCUGGUGUCAGACUGAAGACACCAUAUUUCCUCAUUUAUGCACUAAAAUCCCACAUUGGGCUUCAUGAAAUAAAGUAGGUUUUAAAGAAAACUCACCAUAAUCCCCCUUGCCAUGAGAGGUAGCUCUGGCCGGCAGAUACUGAUAAAAGAAGAGGGAAGGGCUGCAAAUCAGUGGACCCAAGUGUUAGAGAUGCCAGGCUGAGCCACCACACACCUCCCUCCCCCAGAGGAACACUGGCCCAUCUUAGGCCACAGUGACAUCAGACCAGCAUGAUGGCACCUCGCCAUGCAUUACAACUGAAAGCAUCACUUGACAUCCAUCUCCAGAAGUGAAAAUCAGGGAUGAGAGGUGAAAGGUGAUUUUUCUUUAAAAAGAGAAGUGGUAGUAUAUGCAACUUGUCCUUCACCAAGGAGAAGUUGAGAAAAAUAUCAAGGACAAAGGAUUUAAGCCACUGAUCAGGGUGCCAAUGAGGAUGGAAUAAUAGCUGUUCCUCUGGGUUACCGGAAACUCUUCUUCCUACAAGCUUGGUAAAGUUAAAUCAAAGGUCUGUUUUUUCUCGACAGCUCAGCCAGCUCUUCCCGGAUGUGCUGUGCGGACACCUCAUCUCCUUUUAGCUGCGCUUGCUUCAGUGCUUCCUGGUAGAUCUCUCUGGCUUGCGCGUAUUGUUCUAAAGUAACCCAGGAGAGAAGGGAGAACAAGAAAAUCUGUGUUUUCAAAGGGAUUCUGAACAGCAGAGGUCUUACUGACUGUGCUUACCCAGUGGCAGGCUAGUAAGGCUAGUACUGCCUCAUUCCAUCCCCGUUUUACAGAUAAGGAAGCUGGCUUAAAGGGGCUGUAAUUUGCCCAGGUUACAGAGCUUCAGCACAAGUGAGCGCUAUGGGACUAAUGGUGCCCCUUCCAGUACACCAUGCGGCCCUCGCUUGAUUAGACAAUGACUUCAAUGAUGGCGGUAUGUGUAAUGAAGACUUGUCCAUCUAGGUUCCUAAAAAUGCUCAGAAAAAUGUCCAUCAAACUUGUAUUCCCUAUCUUAACAUGUUCAUGAGCAUACUGUGAGGAAAAAAUUCAACUGUAAGUGCAGGAACAUUUAAAACACUAUGGAAAUAAGGUACUUUCAUUGCAAAGCCUUCCUCUAGCUUGAUGUGAUUCAGCAGGCUAACACAAGGCUACAAAAGUUACGUGAAUUGAGCACAAUGGUAUUUCAACCAAACAUCCCUUUCUGCCCUUCUUCAGCCAGCCUUCUAACUCCGAAGUUUCUACAUCGUCCAUUGCCCCCAUUACACCACUGCACGGUUGUAAAUACAGUCAGCAUCCUUUCCUAAAGCAAGCCAGUCAAGUUUCCAACGCUACCUACCUCUGUGCAUCAGAACUGCAGCUAGGUUACUGAGCACCAUGUGUAGCUCAGGGUGUUUUAUCUGUCUUGCCAGAUCGGAUGCCCUCUGCACAUAAAUGAAGGCCUCAUCAAAGUGGCCCUGUGCAUCCAGAGUAGUAGCCAGGUCAUUCAUCAGCACGAUGGUCUAGAUAUGGAAGAAACAAGGCUUUGUCUUUAAACACACACCUACACAGAUUUAACAUUUAUUUAGAGUUUGAUAAACCGUGACUACAUACUUCAGAUUUUAUCUUACCCAGCAGUCCUCAAAAGGUGAGGAAUAUCAGCCUCUAACCAACUGUGUGCUUAUUUUCCACGCUGUAAGUGGACACUGGUUCAACCCUCAAAUUAUACAAUCUAGAAACUGGGGAACAGGGUGAAUAUUAUUUAUUUAUCCAACUAAUUAUUAAAUUAGAAGCGCCAAAUAAAAAAUAACAAAAAGGAGCUAUAAUGUCUCGUUUAAGGUCCAAGAAUCUUGAGACGUCAGCCCCCUGUGGCCUUAUUGCCUCUGGGGCCGUAAUGUAUUAUAACGUAAUUCUACUGGUAACCCCAAGACUGUCAUCAAGAAGAAGAAAUACCUAUUAAGGAAGAUUCUCAUGAAGAGUCUUUAAAAUGUUGGCACUAAAAGGGUCCGGCUUCCACACCUUCUUCCCCAUUGAAGCCAGGCUUUGUAAGUCCCCUGAUUCUAGCUACUCCUUGGUCAUUUGAAUUCCAGUCUCACCUUUUUAUGAUUCCUCAACGAUACUCUACUAAAUCCCCUUCCUGGAGAUAAUUCAGUUUAAAAUCCCUUUUCUUCUAAAACUACUAUUCGCUCUGCCUUGCGACAUGUUCGGUCCGCUAAAAAUUCUGUAUCCUGUGCUGGGGGCACUGAGCAGACACAGGCAUCCACGCCUUCCCCUCUAAGAAUUUCAUUUGAUAGAGGGGAGACACCAAUAGAUGAUCUCAAUCCAUGUUUAGGGUUCUGAUAGAAAGCUUUACAUGGUGUGUUCAAAUUCUACAUCAGUGGUUUUGAACAUGUCAGUCCCGCCUUCCCCACACACGCAUUUUAACUACAGGACAAGGAGUGCAAGGAUCUUCGUCUACUGACCUGUUCUUCACGAGAUUCUAAUAAGAGGUCUGCAGACCCCACCGAGAAGGCCUGUGCCACACACCUGGAAGCCACGGAAGCACCCGGUGCCUCAUCAGACCUGCGUUUUAGAAAGGCUGCUCUCUGUGGUGUAAACCACAGGAAUGUUCUGCGUAGACCUAGUAACUGAUCAGGAGUCCUAAAUCCUUUUGGAAACAAGUAUGUUUGGGGUAGGGGGUGUUGUGGGAAGGCAGAAAAUGAACUGGGGCUUGAGGAGGAGGAGACUGCUAGAACCAUCUACUUAUAGUCUACUCCCAGUCGCUGUGACAUUUAACAACCAAAACAUUUCUAAACUUUUGCUUUACACUCUCUUCUACAUUUUCCUCCCUUACCUGUGGGUGUCUUUCUCCUUGUAUUUCUUCAGAAAUCCGCAAAGCUUUUUCAUACAUCUUUUGUGCCUGCGAUGGCUGCUUAGCAAACACAAGGUAGCGCGCGUAGGCAUCUAAGCACAUACCCAGGAGGAGGUGGGUAUUGGCUUUCUCUUCCACUAUGAAGACAAGAAGAGGGCGCUGGGAUGUAACAAGUACAAUCCAGAAGGCACAGCGGCUUCCUGCUCUAGUCAUUUUUCUUCUUACUCAGACCACAAAAUAUUUUAACAGUAUGUGGCCCACUGAAUGUUUCAUGUCAGUUAGAGGUAAUUUAGAUGAAUUUAAUCUGAUUAAAUGAUAAAUUCCAGACUAACAGGACUUGUGGAAUUUCUUCUGGCAUUUUAAAUAAUAUUCAGAGUCCAGACAUUAAUUAAAACAUGGAAUUUUUUUUUUAAACUAAUAAUACUCAGCAGAAGCAGAUGAAAAUAAACCCAAAGAUGAAUGAGUGAAUAAUAUUAAAAAAGUCCAGGGCCAAUGAAAAAGUUUUAAGGUGCAAAAAAAGCUAAGCAAUAAGAAACCAGAGAACAUACAGAAUUCUGAAAUAGAAGAUCAAAAGCCAGAUAUAAAGAACAGUUAGUCCAUUUUUUGAAAAAGAAUAAAGGAUGCAAUGACAGCACCUCUCGACACAUUACAGAAUUGACUCUGCAGUGUAGGAAAAACAAAUUCAAAAACAGCUAAUGCCACACACAAAGAAUUAGAGAAUGGUAACACCAAGAACUGGAGAACAGUAACCAAUCUAAAUAACAGUACCAAAUAUCAACUUGCACAAGUAAAGACGAUACAAAUAAUGUAGAAACAAAACCAAGCUACAAGGAAAUUCUGCAAACAACUCACACCAAAAAAACCCACUGCCGUCAAGUCAAUCCCGACUCGUAGCAGCCCUACAGGAUGGAGCAGGACUGCCCCACGGAGUUUCCAGGGAGCACCUGGUGGAUUCCAACUGCCCGACUCUUGGUUGGCAGCCGUAGCACAAAACUACUAUACCACCAGGGUUUCCAGACAACUCACAGAGAGACACACAGAGAGCUUAUCUCAAAUGAUCUUAUGUAACAAGAACUAUUAGACACCCAACUGAAGAUGCUCACUUGGUUUAUUUACCAGCGAAGCUAUCGUUCAUAUCUAAACUCCUUUCCGUAUCUUCAAAUUUUAAAAAAAUUUACAAAUGGCAUAUGGGAUUUAACGAUUAAAUUACUAUAGUAUGCUUAAUCACUGAAGAGAUUAUUUCAAGUAAAAUAGUUGGCAGAUGAGUACACCUGUUGGAAUAAUACCAGGGGGUAAAAGUGAAAAAAAGGAUGAAACUUUUCUUCCUCAAAAAGAAAUCUAAAGUUGUUAAUUUUUGCUUAGUUAUAUAUAAAAAAAGGUAAAUAAAAUCUUUUUAAAAUACUGAAUGCCUUACUAGUUUCAAAGAUUUAUAACAUGAAAAUUAUUUUCAUAAAUAUAAAAUUAUAAAUUUAUAAACAUAAUCAUAUAAAAACAUGAGGGUACCAACUAAUUACCGUAUGUAAAGACACUCUAUUUCUCUAAAAAGGAAUACCGAAACACUGAAUAAAAAAUACAAAACCAUGAGACAAAAAAUAUCAAGAAGCAGUUGUAAUAUUAACAGUACUGUGAGAUAAAUGGUAAUUAUAUAAUGCUAAUUAAAAGGCAGAGUUAGAAAUGAAAACGGGACAAAUCUCUGUGUCUGCUUCAAGUACAAAGGUCCAAGAAGAUAAGUUAUUUUUAACAAUGAAAAAUUGGAAACAACCUAAAUGCACAAAAGAAGCGUUGAAGAAAUACACUAGAAUACCAUAGAGCUACUAAAACUCUUAUUCUCUGAGAAGAUUUAAAGACAAAAAUGUUCACCAUUUACCAAAAAACAAAAAAUAUAACGGGUGAUUAUUCUAAUUCCAGAAACUACAUGCUCCAAAAAAAUGACUACCCACUGCCAAGGACUACUGAAUCUUUUCAUGAGAGUUGUAGUAAAUCUCUUUAAAGGUUUCUAUAUUUUUAAAAAUAAUAUGCUCUUUUUACAUUUUACAAUUAUGGAAAAACUUUCAAUAGUGUAACUUAAGUACAAGAAUAAGUGACAGAAGUAAAAUAUUACCUCAGUUAUCGGUAAUCUACCAAUUAGAUUAGUAGACAAGAACUAUUUUAGGUGAAGAGAAAGACAACACACAGUACAGGACAGGUCUGCACAACUUGACUAAACCAAAAGCAAAGAAGGUUCCUGAAUAAACCAAAUGCUUCGAAGGCCAGAGUAGCAGGAGUGGAGGGCUAGGGACCAUGGUUUCAGGGGACAUAUAGGUAAACUGGCAUAACAACGCCUAUUAAGAAAGCAUUCUGCAUCCCACUUUGGUGAGUGGCGUCUGUGGUCUUAGAUGCUAGCAAGCGGCCAUCUAAGAUGCAUCAAUUGGUCUCAAUCCACCUGGACCAACGGAGAAUGAAGAACACCAAAGACACAACGUAAUUAUGAGCCCAAGAGACAGAAAGGACCACAGAAACCAGAGACUACAUCAGCCUGAGACCAGAAGAACUAGAUGGUGCCCGGCCACAACCGAUGACUGCCCUGACUGGGAACACAACAGAGAACCCCUGAUGGAGCAGGAGAGCAGUGGGAUGCAGACCUCAAAUUCUCGUAAAAAGGCCAGACUUAAUGGUCUGACUGAGACUAGAAGGACUCCAGAGGUCAUGGUCCCCAGACCUUCUGUUAGCCCAAGACUGGAACCAUUCCCAAAGCCAACUCUUCAGACAGGGAUUGGACAGGACUGUAAGACUGAAAAUAAUACUGCUAAGCAAUGAGCUUCUUGGCUCAAGUAGACACGUGAGACUACGUGGGCAGCUCCUGUCUGGAGGGGAGAUGAGAAGCCAGAGGGGGGACAGAAGCUGCCUGAAUGGACACGGGGAAUACAGGGUAGAGAGAUGGAGUGUGCUGUCUCUUUAGGGGGAGAGCAACUAGGAGUACAUAGCAAGGUGUAUAUAAAUUUUUGUAUGAGAGACUAACUUGAUUUGUAAACUUUCACGUAAAGCACAAUAAAAAUAGAAGAAAAUUAGAGUGAGAGAAAAGGCAGUGAAGCUUUUUAAAGAACAUAAUUAAUGAGGUAAAAAACUGGCUACAAUAUUUUUUUCAAUAUCAAGCAUUAAUUUUAAAAUUGUAUUUUAAAUUUAUAGCACAUUCUGACCAAAAGAACAUGAAAAUAGACUAUUUUUUGAAAACUAAUCUUCUCUAAGAACAGGACCAAGGAGGAAAUAAAAAUGUUCCAUAACAAAACUUUUAAAAGAAAAUUAAAAGGCUCCAUAACAAAACCUUUAGUUUAUUGCCACGAGAAAAUUUUACAGCUUUAAAUAUGUAUAAUAAAAAAGUUCCUUUUCUAAGUAAUAAAAAAAUUUUUAAUGGUUUUAAUAAAAGACAUUGCUAUAAGUUAGACAAGAAGAAAAUAACUGUGGAGAAGAAACGAGCUGUCAUUAAAGCUGUGAAUGACUUCAUUCCACCUGGAUCAACAACCAACAUCAAAUGAAGUGUUACACUGGGAAAAUCUGCUGCAGAAGACCUCUCUCAAAUUUUUAAAAGAUGUCACUUUGAUGAUAAGAUGCUCCUGACCCAAGCCAUGGUCUGUUUUAAAUUGCCUCAUAUGCAUGCAGAAGUUAGACAGUGAAAACAGAAGACGGAAGAACUGAUACACUUGAAUUGUGCUGGUGAAGAAUACCACGGACUGCCAGAAGGAUGAACAGAUCAGCCUCAGAAGAAAUACAACCACAAUGUGUCUUAGAAGCAAGGAUGGCGAGAAUCUGGCUCACUUACACUGGACAGGUCCUCAGGAAAGACCAAUCGCUAGAAAAGGACAUCACGGUUGGUAAAGUACAGGGUGGGCAAGAAGGAGGGAAAUCCUCAAUGAGAUGGACUGACACCCUAGCCACAAAAAUGGACUAAACAUAUCAAAGAUGAGGAAGAUGGUGCAGGACUGGGUAACAUUUUGCUGGUAUACGUAAGACUGUCAUGAGUCAGAGCCAACUCAUCAGCUGCUGACAACAACAAUAACAACUGAGAAAUAAACUGGGAUCAUUUAUAGAGCUUCACAAAAAUCAGUCCACAAAGCAAACAAGUCUCAUUACAGAAAUUUUCACUCAAGACAUUAGCAAAUGGAAUUCUCAAAUAUACUAAGGAUAUGACCAAGCAGCACUUAUUCCAGGAAUACAGUAUGCUUAAUAUAUCACAAGGGCUCCUAUUAUCAAAUUAGGCUUACAUAAAUAUAGACUAAAAAGUAAUAUGAUAAAAUAUUGGCACAAUUAUAAGUAUUUAUAAAAACAGGAAUAGAGAUACUCCAUUAACAAGAAAACGAGCAUCUCUAAUUUAGGAAAACCUGGGCACAGGCCCCUAAGUUCUUUUACCACCAUCAAAAACAAUAUAGGACUAGUAUGUGCAAUCAAAAAAAUAAAAGUACAUACAAAAAAAAAAAAUGCCCAACCACAG